GCCAUGUCUGGUCGCGGCAAGGGCGGGAAGGGCCUGGGCAAGGGGGGCGCCAAGCGCCACCGCAAGGUGCUGCGCGACAACAUCCAGGGCAUCACGAAGCCCGCCAUCCGGCGGCUGGCCCGGCGCGGCGGCGUCAAGCGCAUCUCCGGCCUCAUCUACGAGGAGACCCGCGGGGUGCUCAAGGUGUUCCUGGAGAACGUGAUCCGGGACGCCGUCACCUACACGGAGCACGCCAAGCGCAAGACGGUCACGGCCAUGGACGUGGUGUACGCGCUCAAGCGCCAGGGCCGCACCCUCUACGGCUUCGGGGGCUGAGCGCCCGGGACCCGCCAUAUUUUCAAACACAAAGGCCCUUUUCAGGGCCGCCCACAAAGUCACUUAAAGGGCUGUCGUGCUUGCGGAAACGGGAUUGGGGCAUGUAAGACUCCCACAGGCGCAAAACUGGUGAGCAGUAGGAUAUUCUUGUCUGCGGUACUGUAGCAAGCUUUGUGACGCUUAGGUACACUUUAAGGCUUUCAAAGAAAUGCACCUUGGAGUAAAUAGGUCAGCAGAUGCUGCCAAUGAGCGAGUUCCAGAAGGGAAAUGGCGAUUUGUUCUACACAAACGGAAACAAAAGAUCUUGGCCAACGUUCUUCGGGUUCAUCCGCAUGACCGGAAGCGUCCUGUGCACAAAGCUCCGGUGACCGCAGCCGCGCCUAUGUAAAUGCAGGUCCUCUGAGGACAAGCUCUGAUUGGGUGACAAUCGGUGUGGCAGAAGCUGCGGAGGGUGAGAUUCCGGGGCCAUUUUCCUGUUGGCCACAAAUGGUUUCGUAGCUGUCCCCGGAACCAGAGGAAAAACCUCGGUUGGUUAACUUUGCUUUUAAUCCAGGCGCUGCACGAGUACUAGGAGCAAAAAGCACAGAGGCUCCCGGGACCAGUUAUAGACGGAUUCGCGCGGUGCCGGGGGCCUGCUGGAUGCCAGGCGCAGGCCGGGGGUCAGUCCACUGCGGGGCACGGCAGUCACACAAGGGACUCGGCCUUGCCCGGCAAGUGAAGCAUAUUUCGGCGCUGCAGCUCCGACCUGGAAGGGAAUCGCCGCCGUGUGCAAGCAAGACAUGGGCUGUGCAUGAUUCUGUACGACUUCAAACCAUUGUUUAUUCGUUCUGACAAAAUUGUCAGAGGGCCAGUUAUAGAGAUGAAUUUAGAAAGGCCAGGCUCUAGUGUUCUCUUCAAUACAUGGUUAUAUGCAAAAGAAUGCGUUACGUAAUUCUGCAUUGGGCUUUGUGGGGUUGCCCCCAAUACUACCAAGGCCCCAAAUAAAUCAGCAGUAUGAAUUUCGUGUUUAUAAUCAUCUUUAAAUAAGAAUGCCGGUUCCUAAAUUGAGAGCUGGAAUAAACGAACUUUUCUUAAAACGAAAAAAGAUGCUUUGACUCAGACCCUGAGAAUUUCCUAAUAACAGUUUUUGUUAGGUCCGUUCGGACCCUAACAACUCUGUAACCCCACCAUUUCCAUACAGGUUUUAGAGGUAAUAUUCUUCAUCCUGUGGAACACAAUCUGGACAAGCCUGUACACUCUCUUUGUAAAUAAAAUACAUAGAAUUAUAAUUAGA
Molecule: messenger RNA, 1588 nt
Organism: Neofelis nebulosa (Clouded leopard)
Lineage: Eukaryota; Metazoa; Chordata; Mammalia; Carnivora; Felidae
Product: histone H4
Exons: 1
Coding region: 4-315 (103 amino acids)
Biological process (GO): nucleosome assembly
Cellular component (GO): nucleosome
Molecular function (GO): protein heterodimerization activity; DNA binding; structural constituent of chromatin
Source: RefSeq, a predicted model, not a curated record